Messenger RNA from Condylostylus longicornis, 1524 nucleotides. RefSeq names its product nucleoside diphosphate kinase 7 (gene nmdyn-D7). The record is from RefSeq and is a predicted model, not a curated record. The transcript has 9 exons. Bases 338 to 1477 code for a protein of 379 amino acids. Gene Ontology annotation, cellular component: centrosome. NCBI's taxonomy places the organism in Eukaryota, Metazoa, Arthropoda, Insecta, Diptera, Dolichopodidae.
UUCAAUAAUAUAAAUAUGAAUUCUGUUUUUUUGAAUUAUUAGAAAUGUAUUAUACAAAAGUGGAAUAAAUCAUAUUUUGUAAUUCAUUCUGAGAUAUUGAAAAAUAUAUUCAAAAUACAUACUUUAAAUUUCUCAGCACUUGUUAUUAUAAGAUAUGUAAAACACGUAACCCGGGUUGUAGAUUUAAAUAAACAAUUUUAAUUUUGCAUCUCAGAAUGACUUCAACCAGUAAUACACUGUGAAGUACAUUUUAUUACAUAUUUAGUAACCUAUGAAAAUAUACUCAAACCAAAACAAACUACGCUAGCAAACAUACAAAUAUUCGACUCCUCGCAAUAUGGAUUUUGAUUCAGUCAACCGAGUAGCAUUUCAUUGUGAAUGGUUUAAGGAAGAGGCUAUGGUCAUAAAAUCAUUUUUAUUAAUUUAUUAUCCGACUGAAAAAGCUGGCGAAUUGUUUGACUCUAAAAGUCAAAAAAGGUUUUUAAGAAAAACUAGUCUUGAUCUUUGUCGGGAAGAUUUUUACAUUGGUUCCAAAUUAGAUAUAUUUGGCCGUCAAAUCGAAAUAGUGGAUUUUGCAGAUGAGUUUACAAGAAAAUUACUGGGUAAAUCUAGGCAAAGGAUUUUUCUUCUAGUUAAAACUCCUCUAAUAAAUAAAGCGAGCAAUAUUUUAAAAGCAUUUGAAAAGAGCGGGUUUUGCUUUGCAAAUGCUUUAAUGGUUCGACUUAAUGAACAAUAUGCUACGUAUUUGUUUGGAGAUCGGGCUAGAGGAAACCAAGAAAUAACAAAUUUAAUAAGUGAAAUAGUGUCUGGUCCAGUUAUAGGAAUAGAAAUGUUUGCUGACCAUGCUUUUCAAAAAUUGGAAGACAGUUCUUUUAGUAACGUUGAAGCUCCUAGGAGAAAUAAAAAUAUAGUUUCAGCGGAAUUGGAGUUUUUAUUUAGUGAAGAAAUUUACAAAAAAGGGAUUUAUUUUUCGAAAUCACAAGAAGAUGCAAAUGAUGAGUUGAAAAAGUUUUUUUGUAAUGAAAUAAACCAGUUUAACACUGCUCUACUAAAUAACACAGUUUUGGGAAUAAUUAAACCACACAUUUUUAAAGAGGGCAAAGUCGGGGAAUGUUUACAUGAAAUAAUAAAUUGCGGAUACAAAAUAACAGCAUUCAAAAUAUGCGUUAUAGACCGUUCGAAUUGCGAAGAAUUUUUCGAGGUAUAUCGCGGAGUAUGUCACGAAUAUAUGCAAAUGAUAUCUGAAUUGGCUAGCGGACCAUGUCUAGCAUUGGAAAUACAAAAACCAAAUAGUCAAGAUAUUCAUAAGGAAUUUCGAGAAUUCUGUGGCCCAAAGAAUCCUGAUAUUGCAAAGCAACUUCGCCCAAAUACACUAAGAGCUAAAUUUGGAAAAAACAAAGUACUUAAUGCUAUUCACGUAACGGAUUUACCUGAUGACGUUAUUUUGGAACUUCAAUAUAUAUUUAAAAUUUUAUAAAUUAACUUAUCUUUGCAAAUUGUUCAUAAAAUAAUAAAAAAUAUAUA